Messenger RNA from Bathycoccus prasinos, 747 nucleotides. RefSeq lists its product with no specific name. The coding region runs from base 1 to 747 and encodes 248 amino acids. Gene Ontology annotation, molecular function: catalytic activity. The transcript has a single exon. The record is from RefSeq and is a predicted model, not a curated record. NCBI's taxonomy places the organism in Eukaryota, Viridiplantae, Chlorophyta, Mamiellophyceae, Mamiellales, Bathycoccaceae.
AUGUCUUUAACAGUCGCAAAACCAUCCUCUCUCGCUUCCGCGAACUCUGCUCCGUCUGCGAAUAAAGCGACUCCCGUUGCUCUCGUGAAAGCGCCUCGGUUACAUCGUAAUCAAACAUCUGCAAUCGUAUCUUCUCUGAACGACGGAGCGCAAACAACAGCGAGAGGAAGAAGAAGACCAAGAGUGAAAGCCUUCGCUCGAAACCACGCCGUUGUCGUUCGAGCGUCGUCCUCCGAUGCAUCGUUUGAAAAAGAUAUCGACCCGGCGAAACUGUUGAUGGAACGCCAACAGUUUCUCUUCGUGGAUAUGAGAACUGAGAAAAUGUACGAGAAGGAACACAUCGUGAAACCACCGAGGCAAACCGUGAAUGUGCCUUACGACGGAACAGAUACGAUUGAACAGUUCACGGAGAAACUGAAAAAUAAAUACAUAAAUCCAUCCUCGGCGAAGUUAUUACUGGCGUGUGCGGAUGGAACGAUCGCGUGCCAAGUCGCGGAAAAGAUGCAGAAAGAGUUCGGGUACGAGCAAAUCUUCGGCGUUAAAGGAGGAUACGACGGGUGGAUGGUGAAAUGGACGCCGAGCGGAAGGAAACGACCGCCGAAAGGCAAGUUCGUCGCGACGGGGAGAGAGAGUUUGAAAAGCGGAUUGGAUUUGGACCCGGAGGUGGCGGCGACGUACGAGGAGAACUGGGGGAACCCCGAGGCGUCGUUCGCCGCGAAUUCGAAUCAGUUGAAGAAAGACGACUAG